AUGGAGGACACCGCCGACAACACGACGGUCUGGACUCAGUUCGACAACUCAACAGACCGAAGCCCCGAAGCCGAAGACGAGGAGGUGAAGCUGAGCUACCAGGUGGUCACGCUGUUCCUCCUCGGCGCGCUCAUCCUGUGCGCAAUAUUUGGGAACGCGUGCGUCGUCGCGGCCAUCGCCUUGGAGCGGUCUCUCCAGAAUGUGGCCAACUACCUGAUCGGCUCCCUGGCCGUCACCGACCUGAUGGUGUCGGUGCUGGUGCUGCCCAUGGCGGCGCUCUACCAGGUGCUGAACCGCUGGACUCUCGGGCAGAUCCCGUGCGACAUCUUCAUCUCUCUGGACAUGUUGUGCUGCACGUCGUCCAUCCUGCACCUGUGCGCCAUCGCGCUGGACAGAUUCUGGGCCAUCACCGACCCCAUAGAGUACAUGAAGAAGAGGACGCCGCGCAGAGCCGCGGUGCUCAUCAGCGUCACCUGGCUGGUCGGGUUCUCCAUCUCCGUGCCGCCGAUGUUGAUCAUGCGCUCCACGCCCAGCAGCGUGGCGGAGGACAGGGCCAACCCCAAGCAGUGUAAGAUCCGGCAGGACCCCUGGUAUACUAUAUACUCCACUUUCGGGGCUUUUUACAUCCCGCUGACGCUCAUGCUGGUUCUGUACGGGCGGAUAUUCAAAGCGGCCCGGUUCCGGAUCAGGAGGACGGUGCGUAAAACGGAGAAAAAGAAAGUGUCCGACUCCUGCUCCCCGGCGCUGUUCCACAAAAAGACUCCCGGGGACGCGCAGGGCAAGAGCUGGAAGCGGAGCGUGGAGCCGCGGCCGCCGCCGCCGCCUGCGCCACCUGCGCCCGCGCCGCCGCUAAUGAGCGUCAACGGCGCGGUGAAGCACGCGGAGGACGGCGAGUCUCUGGAGAUCAUCGAAGUGCACAGCAGCAACUUCAAGGGCAACCUGCCGUUGCCCAACACGCCGACGGGCUGCGUGCCGCUGUUCGAGAGCCGCCACGAGAAGGCGACGGAGGCCAAGAAGAAGAUCGCCAUGGCGCGCGAGCGCAAAACGGUGAAGACUCUGGGCAUCAUCAUGGGCACCUUCAUCCUCUGCUGGCUGCCCUUCUUCAUCGUCGCCCUGGUGAUGCCUUUUUGCCCGGGCUCGUGCUACAUGCCCCGCUGGCUGGAGGACGUGAUCAACUGGCUGGGCUACUCCAACUCGCUGCUCAACCCCAUCAUCUACGCGUACUUCAACAAAGACUUCCAGAGCGCCUUCAAGAAGAUCAUCAAGUGUCAUUUCUGCAGACCGUGA
Pseudoliparis swirei is the source of this 1287-nucleotide messenger RNA. It is a transcript of the gene htr1ab, whose product is annotated as 5-hydroxytryptamine (serotonin) receptor 1A b. Gene Ontology annotation, biological process: regulation of hormone secretion; adenylate cyclase-activating adrenergic receptor signaling pathway; regulation of vasoconstriction. Lineage: Eukaryota; Metazoa; Chordata; Actinopteri; Perciformes; Liparidae. Gene Ontology annotation, molecular function: G protein-coupled serotonin receptor activity. The record is from RefSeq and is a predicted model, not a curated record. Gene Ontology annotation, cellular component: plasma membrane. The coding region runs from base 1 to 1287 and encodes 428 amino acids. The transcript has a single exon.